AUGAUUGUAAAUAUUGGGAUAUUUGUGAGUUUAUUCAGGGAAAUUUGGUUGAAAGAAGGGACUAAUGAGGUGUCGUUGGUUGCAGAGAUGCUGGAACAGUACGAGCAGUACGAGCAGUGGUUCCCGGAACGAGUGAAACCGAAGAUGGGCGCCAGAACGAGCGGGACGUAUGUGUCGGCAUCUGUCGACAAGCCGGCGCAGUUGCACAUCUGCAGCGCCUGCGGGAAGAGGUACAAGUGGCUGGACAGCCUGAGGAGGCACCAGAGGGUCGAGAUGGCUGAAACCUAA
Messenger RNA from Cotesia congregata, 288 nucleotides. The record is from the annotation of a GenBank genome assembly. NCBI's taxonomy places the organism in Eukaryota, Metazoa, Arthropoda, Insecta, Hymenoptera, Braconidae.